AUGCCAUCUGACAGCCCAAGGAGCGGUACACCGCCAGCCAAGAGGCAAUGUGUGGAGGAGACAAGGCCGAAAUCGAGAAGCCAGUGCUUGACCAACGUCGAGCAGGCAGUGGACCAGCUAGACGUUUCAGAGACGGGCCGUGAGAUGCUUCGUCUCCUCGUAAAGAGUAGCUAUGGCUGCCCCGUCAAGGAGCGACAUCGAUACCAGGAUGCAGCAGCACGGCUUGUGGAGGAGGCCUUUCAAGAUGAAGAGGAGGUUCUUCAAGCGCGCAGCCGGGAAGCGGCUGACAAGGCGGAAAAAUACAGAAGUGAUGCGCAGGAACGAGCAGGCAAGCUGCGAACUUCCAAGGAGGGCUUCACUGCAACGAUCUCCGCUUUUCGCGCGGCGAAGGAAGCCUUCCUGGCAGACAACCAGAUCUUGCAGCAGCGCCGCAGAGCUCUGGACCAGUCCGGGCAGGAAUUGCGCCGAUGCCAGGCCAAGCUGAGGGAGGCAACCGGUUGCAAGGACCAGCUGCAGCAGGCUCUGGCGGUGCUGCCUGGCAUCCUGGAGGGCACAGCCCGAGACGAGACGGUUAGUGCGUUGCUGGGCGAAGUGGCCUUGGAAGACUCCCUGAAGACGGCAGCUUUGUCAUCCCUGAAGCUGCCUGCAGAGGCCCGAGGAAGCUUCGACAAGGCCGUCCUGGAACAGCUCCACGGAGCCCUCUCAAGGCUUCUAGAGGCCUUGCCCGCAGCAGAAGCUGAGCAGUUGGCUGUCGAGGAGGCUCGUGUAUUGGAGGAGGCUUCCGCGUCUGCCUUUGCUCAGGCCGGGUCCGGGUCACGCUGUUUUUGUGAGUGA
Molecule: messenger RNA, 834 nt
Organism: Symbiodinium sp. CCMP2456
Lineage: Eukaryota; Dinophyceae; Suessiales; Symbiodiniaceae
Source: the annotation of a GenBank genome assembly